Perkinsus marinus ATCC 50983 is the source of this 420-nucleotide messenger RNA. RefSeq lists its product as hypothetical. The record is from RefSeq and is a predicted model, not a curated record. Bases 1 to 420 code for a protein of 139 amino acids. The transcript is spliced from 4 exons. Lineage: Eukaryota; Perkinsozoa; Perkinsida; Perkinsidae.
AUGGCUCCUAAGACCGAGGUUAAUCACAACUAUAAUGUCAUGGAGUUUCACCCUAGUGGGAUUUCUGAUCCGGAACCUUCGAGAGUCGUCAAGGGUGACGACAUGAGCCUCCAAAGCGACAGUAGUCCUACAGCGGAGUCAUCGGGCAACUCCUCCCAAUUGGGUCCAGUGGAAAUCAUCAGGGCUGAAUUCACUAAGGGAAAUCGGCCUGUGAUAGGAUCACCGAUAUGGCCUUAUGUGUUAGUGCGAGAGGUCCCUUCCGAAGCUGUUGAGGGUCUUAAUAAUAAUCGGCGGACUUCCAUAGAAGCAGCUAAUGAGCAACUUCGACAAGCCGUCACGGGAUCAGCCUUUGCCGGUGUGGCGAAGACUUGGGAUGCCGGGGAAAACGACCAACGAGUACCGGGGCCCAUCGAUACAUAA